UUAUUGAGGGCGGCCAGAGAGGUGCUUCGGCUCAACUACGGAAGCAGGAGAGUCUUCUUCUGCUCGGAUAGUAGGGCUGCACUCAUGGCGCUGAAGUCAUGCAAAGGGGUACUGAGGAGGGUGGCUGAGGAGAGAAAGGUCACGUUGGUCUGGGUCCUGGGUCACACCGGUGUCCGGGGCAAUGAGGCAGCGGACGCCUUAGCCAGGGAGGGCUCCUCGCAUAGGCAUAUAGGGCCAGAGCCCCGCUUGGGGAUCGCCCCGUGUGUGAGGCGGGGAGCUCUCGAAGCCUGGGCGAGAGACCGGGCCGCGGGGGGCUGGAGAGUUGCUCCGGGAAUGAGGCAGGCGAGGCUUAUGAUGGAUGGGCCCGCCCUUCCUCGGACCAGGGAGCUGCUUAGACUGACCAGGAGGGAGUGUAGAGCACUAACAGGGGCCUACACAGGACAUUGCAGGCUUAGGAGGCAUCUCUGCUUGCUAGGCAUUGGAGACGACCCGGAGUGUAGGUGGUGCAUGAAAGGGGAGGAGACCUCGUAUCAUCUGCUCACUGAGUGCCCUGCCUUGACAUGGGCAAGAUUGGGAGUCUUCGGAACGGCCCUGAUCGAUCCGGACUCAGUGCACGGUAUUGGGCUAAAGGAGUUGCUGACCUUCUACAGGAGGGGCGGCAUUCUGGACGCCCUCUAGAGCGGCCUGGGGGCAC
Molecule: messenger RNA, 694 nt
Organism: Cylas formicarius (sweet potato weevil)
Lineage: Eukaryota; Metazoa; Arthropoda; Insecta; Coleoptera; Brentidae
Exons: 2
Coding region: 85-678 (197 amino acids)
Molecular function (GO): RNA-DNA hybrid ribonuclease activity; nucleic acid binding
Source: RefSeq, a predicted model, not a curated record